Messenger RNA from Oncorhynchus nerka (sockeye salmon), 3608 nucleotides. RefSeq names its product sodium/nucleoside cotransporter 2-like. Gene Ontology annotation, cellular component: plasma membrane. The annotation marks the transcript as partial. The transcript has 9 exons. The record is from RefSeq and is a predicted model, not a curated record. Gene Ontology annotation, molecular function: nucleoside:sodium symporter activity. Gene Ontology annotation, biological process: nucleoside transmembrane transport. NCBI's taxonomy places the organism in Eukaryota, Metazoa, Chordata, Actinopteri, Salmoniformes, Salmonidae.
UAUGACCUUUGUUUCUAUAUCACAGGCUAUGUGGCAUACUUCAUCACAGCAUGCAUAUUAGACUUUGAGAGGUCCAUUGCCCUUGUGGUCCUCACCAGUUUGGCAGUUGUCUCCAAAGCCUAUGACCUUGUGAAGACAUACCAUGGAAAUAGCAUAACCAAAUGUUUCAUACCAGCUCAAAGAUGCUACAACAAUUUCUGGGGAUGGAUAAUAGGAGUUUUCGUUGUUGCGGUGCUGGUCCUGCUAGUGACUUGGCUCGUUGUGGACACAAGCAAGCGACCAGAGCAGCUCAUCUCAUUUGGAGGCGUCUGCAUGUUCAUUCUAGUCAUUUUCAUCUUCUCAGCCCACAGGACAGAGGUGGCAUGGAGGUCAGUUUUUUGGGGUCUUGGUUUACAAUUCUGUAUCGGACUGUUUGUCAUAAGGACAGAGACGGGACUCACAGCCUUCCAAUGGCUUGGAGAGCAAGUGCAGAUAUUCUUGAACUACACAAAACACGGGUCAUCAUUUGUUUUUGGACCACUAGUAUCCGACAUCUUCGCAUUUCAGGCUUUGCCCAUUGUGAUAUUCUUCAGCAGUGUGAUGUCAGUUCUUUAUUUCCUUGGAAUAAUGCAAUGGCUCAUCAUUAAGAUCGCAUGGGUAAUGCAGAUAACGAUGGGAACCUCACCCACUGAGACCUUGAGUGUUGCAGGCAACAUAUUUGUUGGACAGACUGAAGCGCCAUUGCUGGUUCGCCCCUAUUUGAUGGACAUGACCAAAUCUGAAGUGCAUGCUGUCAUGGUUGGAGGCUUUGCCACCAUUGCAGGAAGUGUGAUGGGUGCAUUCAUCUCAUUUGGUAUUGAUGCAUCCUCUAUGUUAUCUGCCUCUGUCAUGGCUGCCCCAUGUGCCUUGGCAAUCUCCAAGCUGUCCUAUCCGGAGACAGAAGAGAGCAAAUUUACAUCAGAGGAAAAUAUCAAAGUGGCUUGUGGUGAUGAACAGAACAUUUUGGAAGCAGCUAGCAGUGGAGCAUCUACAUCAAUAGGCCUUGUUGCUAAUAUAGCUGCCAACUUGAUUGCAUUCGUUGCGAUACUGGCAUUCAUCAAUGCAUCUCUUGGCUGGCUGGGAGGCCUGGUGGGAUUUCCCUCUAUCACAUUUGAGGUAUGCUCCAGGCAGCUCCACAUACCUUAAUCCCACAUUCAAAGAUCCUUCUGUCUUGACUUGACACCCAUGACUAACCCAGUACUUUGUGAUGAGUGAUGGACAUGCUUUGGCAUUUUUUUUAUUUAACAGCGUGUGAUGCAUGGCUGAAUAAUUGUGCACAUCACAAAAUAAGAUAAGAUAAUUAUUUCAUUGUGCCUUGGUAAAAUGUCCAAAUCAUCGAAAUGUGUAAAAUAAUUCAGAUUAGAAUAUCUGGGGUUCGUUCCUUGUUCAUUGUCAAUCAUUGGCUCAUUGGUGAAAUUAGCAUUAUGACAAUAGCUUUAAUUAAAUCAUUCAAAAUGCUUUAUUAAUGCAAUUGCAGACAGAAGUUGACAACAGGUGCAUAUUACGCACGUUCCUGAGUAAAUUCUGAAAAAUAGAAAAGGUCCCAAGUUAUUUUAUUAAACCCGAAGUCCAUCCCUAGUGAUGUCACUGCAUACGUUGUUACAUUCUACUCAUCAGACCAAGCUCAUGCAUACACAGCUAUAUAAACUUGCAAGAGAGAUACAAUAGUUCCAGUGUUUUCUAAGGCCUAGGCAGUAAAUGUCCACUCCACAAGUUGAUUAAUUGUGGAAUGUCUGACUUGUCUCUUAUCUCUUACACUCCCCUGCAGAGUUUUGUCUCAGUCACACAUGUCUCAAAAUGUUUCUUUAUAAGAUAUCUAUAUUUAUAUCUAUCCUACCCUGCCUCUCUAAGGUCUUCGAAAGCCAAGUCAACAAACAGAUUACCGACCAUUUCGAAUCUCCCCAUACCCUCUCUGCUAUGCAAUCUGGUUUCAGAGCUGGUCAUGGGUGCACCCCAGCCACGCUCAAGGUCCUAAACGAUAUCUUAACCGCCAUCGAUAAGAAACAUUACUGUGCAGCCAUAUUCAUUGAUCUGGCCAAGGCUUUCGACUCUGUCAAUCACCACAUCCUCAUCGGCAGACUCGACAGCCUUGGUUUCUCAAAUGAUUGCCUCGCCUGGUUCACCAACUACUUCUCUGAUAGAGUUCAGUGUGUCAAAUCGGAGGGUCUGUUGUCUGGACCUCUGGCAGUCUCUAUGGGGGUGCCACAGGGUUCAAUUCUUGCACCGACUCUCUUCUCUGUAUACAUCAAUGAUGUCGCUCUUGCUGCUGGUGAGUCUCUGAUCCACCUCUACGCAGACGACACCAUUCUGUAUACUUCUGGCCCUUCUUUGGACACUGUAUUAACAACCCUCCAGGCAAGCUUCAAUGCCAUACAACUCUCCUUCCGUGGCCUCCAAUUGCUCUUAAAUACAAGUAAAACUAAAUGCAUGCUCUUCAACCGAUCGCUGCCUGCACCUGCCCGCCUGUCCAACAUCACUACUUUGGACGGCUCUGACUUAGAAUAUGUGGACAAUACAAAUACCUAGGUGUCUGGUUAGACUGUAAACUCUCCUUCCAGACCCACAUCAAACAUCUCCAAUCCAAAGUUAAAUCUAGAAUUGGCUUCCUAUUUCGCAAAAAAAGCAUCCUUCACUCAUGCUGCCAAACAUACCCUUGUUAUACUGAUCAUCCUACCAAUCCUCGACUUCGGCGAUGUCAUUUACAAAAUAGCCUCCAAUACCAUACUCAAUAAAUUGGAUGCAGUCUAUCACAGUGCAAUCCAUUUUGUCACCACAGCCCCAUAUACUACCCACCAUUGCGACCUGUACGCUCUCGUUGGCUGGCCCUCGCUUCAUACUCGUCGCCAAACCCACUGGCUCCAUGUCAUCUACAAGACCCUGCUAGGUAAAGUCCCCCCUUAUCUCAGCUCGCUGGUCACCAUAGCAUCACCCACCUGUAGCAUGCGCUCCAGCAGGUAUAUCUCUCUGGUCACCCCCAAAGCCAAUUCUUUCUUUGGCUGCCUCUCCUUUCAGUUCUUUGCUGCCAAUGACUGGAACAAACUACAAAAAUCUCUGGAACUGGAAACACUUAUCUCCUUCACUAGCUUUAAGCACCAGCUGUCAGAGCAGCUCACAGAUUACUGCACCUGUACAUAGCCCACCUAUAAUUUAGCCCAAACAACUACCUCUUUCUUUGGUCUUGGCCAUAGUGGAGUUUGGAGUGUGACUGUUUGAGGUUGUGGACAGGUGACUUUUAUACUGAUAACAAGUUCAAACAGGCGCCAUUAAUACAGGUAACGAGUGGAGGACAGAGGAGCCUCUUAAAGAAGAAGUUACAGGUCUGUGAGAGCCAGAAAUCUUGCUUGUUUGUAGGUGACCAAAUACUUAUUUUCCACCAUAAUUUGCAAAUAAAUUCAUAAAAAAUCCUACAAUGUGAUUUUCUGGAUUUCUUUUCUCAUUUUGUCUGUCAUAGUUGAAGUGUAUUACAGGCCUCUCUCAUCUUUUUAAGUGGGAGAACUUGCACAAUUGGUGGCUGACUAAAUACUUUUUUGCCCCACUGUAUAUAUACUGUAUAUUGUUAAUCUGUAGUCUAGGACCCUGUAAAUGUAAGG